GUCGGAAUCUGGCGUUGUGCAAAUACACCACACCACGGCUGGAUGCGGAAUAUGAUGUUGCAUGAACUCCUGAAUCUGGGGUAUUUAUAGGCCGUGUGGCGCUGUGCAUGCGGCUAACCGGAAAGCGAACGAUCACCGCUUUUGAGUGGGGAUUAGACCUUCCUGAUCGUUGUGUCCAAAAAGUCCCCUUGUUAAAUAGAUACCCGAUGGGGUUGAUCUUUGCUGGGGUCGAGAGGGAGGCCACAGUCGGUCCGGACUUGGCGGCGGCGGGACAUGUUUGGGAAGAAGUUUAUCUUCUGGUGAUUCUCCUUUCUGCCUGUUUCUGGUUUCUGCAACCUUUGCGCGAUGACACUUCUUCGCCUUUGGGAUUUGUAUCCCCAUCUUUCAACCUCGAGCUACCACACUUCUCAACGUUAGUAUUUUGAAUGAAUUGAACGAGUUCCAGAAGGAGCAGGAUGGCUCGGGUUCAGCCCUACCAGAGGUUUACCCUGUUAUUCCUUCUCUGCAUCCUUGGUUCAGUUCGUAGUCAGUCUGGAUUCAAUCUAUCAGCCCACUACUCGAAUCUGUCGCAAGCGUUUCCACAACUUGAUUCAUUGUACACAGCUCCUCUCAAACAUUCCCCGUAUAAUGGAGGUCGGAAUAGCACACGAUGUUGUUUGCAAGCUGUGAGCGAGUCAUAUGUUCUGCAAGAUGGGCAGCCAAUUCGAAAUCCAAACAAGGAUCAAGAUUACAUCGAUUUCCCUCCCAUAAAUCUGAGCCAGUCGCAGUUUCCAUGCGGUGCAAGUUAUAAUGGAGACAAAUCCGGAGCCCAACCUGUUGUCGUACCGUAUUCAUGGUGCAAAAAGAACUGCGGUGGUUGGGAGAAGUCAACGAAUACGGCUCUGAGUCAAUGGGUCCAGCCAUUCGUCGGUUUUAUCUUGCCAGCAGCGGUGUUCUGUUUGAACGUACCUCGAAAAUCGAUGAUCGGGAUUUGGGAUGGGUUCUUCAAGGAUCACUUUGAUGAACUAUUGCCUGCUUCGACCGACGUUCUGGUCGAGCUCGCGUUCGUCCUUCAUUUCCUCCUCACAAUCUUCUUCAAGAAGCGGAAGUUGGAGCGCUUGAGAAACUGGAUUGAGAAAGAAACCCGAGAAGGAGGGUCUGGCAAGCAUGGCGUCGUUCAAUUAAGUAUCCAGCUGUGCAAGCUGUUCAUUAUUGUACAAAAGACGUUCCUCCUCAUGUCGUUCAGAGCCACAUUCGCAGCUGGGAUAGCUCUGGUAAACACGCUCAUUUGGGUCACGGUGGUGUUCUCGGCGGCUGCACCCAUGAUUUUGAGCGGUCUUUAUGAGGCCUCGCUGGAUAGGAAGGUCAUAAGGAGCAUUUUGCACGAGUUGAAGGCCGAAGAGAAGCGUGCGACGAAGGAGGCGGAUGAAAACUUGCCGGGGAGCCCGAGAGACCGAACUUCGGAAAGGGAAGUAUUUUACAAAAGAAUCCAUCAGCUGUAUGCGAUUCUCGUUGGAAAUCUCCGGUUGCCAGAAAAGGAAGACAUAGAGGACGAGCCUGAAAAGCCACGAAGCGUGUGGAAAGACGUUUAUCAUUUGGUCAAGCCGCCAAGGCACCGGUGGGCCAACGUAGGUGGCUCGAACGAGGAGGAAGAUUCGACAACAAAUAAUCGCAUUGAACCUGCCUCGGCUAGAGAAAUGGACACAGAGGUAGAUAAACAGAUGGCCCUCAACUCGGAUUAUCGCAAAAUCACCGAUACAAGAUUGAAGGGAAUGUUAGAUUGCCAAGCAAGCUUCGGAGCAGCAAUUGGAGCUCCAGUCGUCUUCUUCGUAGGAUCCUUUCUGUUUGGCGUGAUAAGCAAUCUCAGCGUUCUCGGGGAUAACGAUACUUCACACGCACUUGCUUUCGGAAUGUGGUGGAUGACAAUUCCUCAUGUUGCCAUCGUUUCCGGUUGCUUGUUAGCAGGGAAUAACCCCAACACGCUGGAGAUUAUCGUAUCCAGCGAGAAAGGAGGACCUUGGGAAGAAAGUGACAUGAAAGUUCGACAGGGGUUUCGCAAAUUCUAUCUGUUGUACUACCACAGUGUGUACGUCCCGGUUGAUAUGUGGGCGAGAGGCAAGAACAAAAAAAUCUGGAUCGACGAGCUGUUCUUCCGAUACGGAGCGUCCCCGACUUCGAAGGAUGCUGAAGGAAGAGGCAAAUAUGUUGCUCGACAUGGCAAGGGAGAAUUCCACUUUGAUCUUUGGGAUUGGAUUUGGAUGGUUGUUAUCAGCGGGGGGCUGAUGGUGCUUCCGUUCGUUCUUGCAUUUAUUACGAGUUACUAUACCCCAACCCUCGGACUCGCUUGCAGAAGCCUUACUUUCCUGCUGUACUUCGUCUUCCAGGUGUGGCUCGGAAUAAUCUGGUUGUUCGACUUCUUCACGCCCUUGGUUUGGACAAAGCAUGCUGCCUGGUUACCUUUUGGAACGUACACCGAAAAGAGAUCAAUGACCGAGAAAGGCAAGGACAAUGAGUCCUCGACGAGUGGAGAGCGAUCUGCUGCCGAAGUGGUCGAGUACGUCACCAAACCCAGAAAAAACUACCCAACCAUAAUGGGAUUCCUACUCGCUUUCAUUUUCUGUGGAUCCAUGUUUACGGCUGUUUUCGGGACGUUCUUUCAACUCCUGGGCGUGUACCGAAACUGCCUCUGCUCGAUACCCAUUUCAUUCUGGUUGAGGGGAGACUAUCCUCUAGACAUCUCCACUAACACUGCGGAGGCCAUUCGACUCGCGACCAACUUCUGGGUACCCACUGGAAUCGCGUCCAUCGUCUUGAUGAUCAUCACCUGUUAUGUGGGUUGGUGGCGCUCCUGGAGCCGAAGGGCGGCUCAGUCCACGAUCCAAAAACCGAUCAUGAGGCGAGUCUAA
Messenger RNA from Hyaloscypha bicolor E, 2885 nucleotides. RefSeq lists its product as uncharacterized. Lineage: Eukaryota; Fungi; Ascomycota; Leotiomycetes; Helotiales; Hyaloscyphaceae. The transcript is spliced from 3 exons. The record is from RefSeq and is a predicted model, not a curated record. Bases 456 to 2885 code for a protein of 809 amino acids.